Molecule: messenger RNA, 1455 nt
Organism: Pelagomonas calceolata
Lineage: Eukaryota; Pelagophyceae; Pelagomonadales; Pelagomonadaceae
Source: the annotation of a GenBank genome assembly
UGCCACUCUGCUCUGGCCAACUCUCUGGCCUGGGCAGUCCAAGAGCACAAAGAGGAACGCUGCCCCGCGCCGCUAGGCGACUGCGCAAGGAAGACGAGGCUGCCCGACGGCGUGCGGCGCUCGGAUUGUGCUGUGGACGAUCGCUGGCGCUGAUAGGCGACGGAGGCGGCGGGUGCAGCCCGGAGGAUUGCUGGCUCACAAGCACACAUUAUGUCCGCUAAAGCGCAUAAUAUGUCCGUCCCCUCCCGCAAAAGCGGCAAAAGAGGCGGAAUAAAGGGCUUGGCAAAGGGCGGGGCCAGGCGCCACCGGGACCUGCCGCGGGGCGAACCGAUCGUCUUUGUUGACUGCCCGGACCCGGACAACUUCGUGCUCGUCGUCGCGGCGAAUCUGUUGAGAGGGUGCACGCGCGUCGUGCUGACCGGCCGGCCGGCGAACUUUGGCGUGGCGUCGCGGCCCUUUUCGGUGCGCACGUGCGCCCGGGCGGCCGACGAAGUGGACGUGGCGAGCGAUUCCGUCCUGGCGCUGCGCGCCACGGCGGCGCACCUGCGGAGCGUGGCCGCGUCGCAGGGCUGCUCCGACCUAAAAAUAUACGACGGCGGCGUCGCCCCGGACGCGCCGGUCGCCCACGCCGAGCACGUCCACGAGUUUCUUUUUGGAAGGAGCGACCUCGGCGAGUCUGAUCAGGGCGUCCUCACCAUCGAGGCGUAUCGCAAGGUCGUGGCCGACUUGGACGCGGAGGCCGACCGGGGUCCCGCGCUACGAGCUCUGCUGGAGGCGCGCGUCGACGACCUCCUGCCGCUCUCGAGUCUCGUCGAGGACCUGGAUGGUAAGGUCGAGUGCCUCGUCGGGGGCCCGUUCACGGCGCUCGCGGAGCUCUGCGACGACGACGCGUUCCGGGACAAGGUCUUAAACGUGAGGGCCAUGGCCUGCGCGUGGGAUAGCCGGAACAACCUCUUCGCGAACCAGUUCAACGUCGGAGCCGACCUGCAAGCGGCGACCUUCGUCCUCGGAAAGGAUUCGGAGCUCACGUGCACGAGGACGCUGUACACGACGGACUUCUGCAAGGCGGUGCUCACUAUAUCUAUGGAGGAGGUCGCGGCGGCCGCGUCGCCGCGGCUCGCCGCCCUCUACCGCCUCUGGGACGCGCUGACGGGGAACCGCGGGUCCGUGACGAUUUUCGACGUCGCGCCGCUCCUCGGCGCGCUGGCGGACGACGGACACAUGUCCCUCCUCGUGCCCGCGGAGUGUUCUCUGGAGGACGGCGUCUUCCGCUUGGAGGAGAGCAUAGGACGGUGCGGCGUCUGGGCGACGGCGCGUGCGGCCGGGUCCGUGCGGGCCGCGCUGUUGGACAUGCUCCGGCGCUGCGCGGCGACGGCGGCGAAGCGUGCGCGCGAGGGAGAUGAUGGUGCGGGGCCUUCGCCGAAGGCUGCGAGGAGUAAUAGUCCUGCUACCUGA